Molecule: messenger RNA, 4462 nt
Organism: Oncorhynchus tshawytscha (Chinook salmon)
Lineage: Eukaryota; Metazoa; Chordata; Actinopteri; Salmoniformes; Salmonidae
Product: target of Nesh-SH3-like
Exons: 20
Coding region: 776-2944 (722 amino acids)
Biological process (GO): extracellular matrix organization; positive regulation of cell-substrate adhesion
Molecular function (GO): protein binding
Source: RefSeq, a predicted model, not a curated record
AGAGAGAGAGAGAAAGAAAGAAAGAAAGAAAGAAAGACAGAAAGAAAGAAAGAAAGAAAGAAAGAAAAGAGAGAAUAAGUACAAUGAAAAAUCAGCAAGGGCCUUAGGGAUGGAAAAGACUGCCAUUGCAGAAAAAACUAAUGGAAAAAGAGAAAGAAUGAAAGGGGGGGAUGAGAGAGAGAGAGAGAGAACACGAAAGAGAGAAAAGAAAGGGCCAGAGAGAACGAAGAGAGAGCGAGAGUGGGUGUGACGCCAAGUGAAAGAGAAAGGGGGUGUGUCCGCCUCCGUCUGUCCCCUCCCUCUGUAGGUAUAGAUGCUACAGGCUGGUCUCCCUGCAUCCCAGAGCACAGCACAGAGCCCCAGAGCAUCAAGCCCUUCAGCCUCAGACACAGCCUCAGCCAGAGCCUGUCCAGUGUGCUGCACUAGUCCUGAGACCCACCAGCUCAGUGAAGUAGUCCAGCCACCAGAGUCAGCAUAACUCACACAGAACUAGGAAAAUUACUUUACUAUCCUAGUUCUACUAUCCUAGUUCUACUAUCCUAGUUCUAAUGUUCUAGUUCUACUGUUCUAGUCAUGUACAAGGCUCAGUCUGUGAACUAGUCCAGGGCUGGUUGAUAUUUACUCUGUGAAGGUUCUCCAGUACUGUAGUCCAGUAGCUCACCUUAGUCCUCCUCUUAGUCCUGGACUGAGAUUAUUAAGUCUUCAGUCAACUGCAUCUAGUGAGAGCCACCAGCCAGUCCUUUGUACCUGAGACCGCUUCAGAUCACCUACCACCAUGCAGCUCUCACACACCUUCCUCGUCUUCCUCUUCCUCCUUUUCAUCGUUGGGAUUGCGCUGGCCGGCUCGUCCACGGCUCGGAGAAGCAGAGUGAGACGUCAGAACAUGAAGGUGAGGAUCAACGCUACAGGCGACACCAUCGUGAUGAAGUUUGUACGUCCGAACGCUGACACCAAGCUGGAGGGCUACAUCCUGGGCUACGGCAGCAGCAUGUUCUCUAAACAGUUUAUCCAACUCCCAGAGAACGGACUGCCCUACGAGACAGAGAUCGAUGCCGAGCCCAAGUACCUGAUCGCUGUCCAGCCCAUCCCAGUCAAUGAUGUGAAGAAACAGUGCACAGGCAACGUGAACCUGGAGAAACCCCUCCACCUGGUGAUUGGGUCCGUGACCCCCACCUCCGUGCUGCUGUCCUGGGGAACCCUCCUCAAGACGCCCUACGAGGGGAACAUCAUGAACGACUGCCUGGAGGACGGGAACUACACGGUGCGCUACCGUGAGAGGAACCGGAAGUGGACCUACCAGACGUGCCCCGCAAGCGACACGGUCAUUGACAGCCUUAAGCCCAACACGGCCUAUGAGUUUGGUGUCCGACCCAACAACAAGGAACGCAGUGGAGUAUGGAGCAAACCAGUCAUUCACAACACCAACAUGAGCGGGAAGGCCAUGCAGAAACCCUACAAACCAAGGACACCUCUGAAGCCUGUCAAAACGGUCAACAUGCCACGGGCCUUCUUCCCUCCUCGUCACGCUGUCCAUAACAGGAGCCAGGGCAGAACCCUCUUCAGGACCCCUGUAGCUCCAAGGACCACCUUCGGUACCAGCUUCCUGAGACCUUUGACCCCUACCGAGCCUCGCUCUCCUACACGCUCUGUCGUUGUCACGGCGGCCAGAAACACAACGUUGCCUCGCAGUCGCGUCUCUCUCUACUCCACCCCUAACGGCAUCAGACCUCUCUCUCUACCCAGGGACACCAACACCAACUCCUCCCUCACCUCCGACACACCAGGGGCCGACUGGGAGCACAAUAAGGGCCUUGCUCUUCCCAAACCUGCCGUCUGGUCCAGGAAGCGACUGGGCUCUCCUGCAGUUCUGCAACCCUUUCUUCCUGUCAACAAGAGGCCCAACCUGGUGGGGAAAUCAGGGGACAAGGAUAAGCUGAUGGACCUGAAGCAGGGAGACAAAGCGUCCAUCUUGAGGUCCUUCCCUCUAGUCACGGCUAAGCCCACCAAACAAAAGACCACAACCCUCACCCCGGCCUUGAAUGCCACGGGUGACAACUCCUCUGUGUUCAGCUCUCUCCCUACUUCGGAAGUGGACGCCAUGGGCAAGAAGCGCUUCGUAGCCCCUCAUGUGAUCUAUAAGACUGACAAGAAGCCAGACGAACCGUGUUCCAUAACAAAGUCCCUCAGCUUCUUCCCUGAGGAGGAGGGGGUGGAGCAGAACGUCACCGCACCCCCCCGCUUGCCCCCCUCCAACCUCACCGUGGUUACUGUAGAGGGAUGCCCCUCCUUCGUCAUCCUGGACUGGGAGAAGACCGACAACGACACCACAGAGUAUGAGGUAAUUUCAAGAACCCAUGGACCCAAUGGAGAAGAGGUGUCCAUCCUGACCACCAACCAGACUCACACUGCAGUGGAGAACCUAAAACCAGAGAACAGUUACGAGUUCAAAGUGAAACCCAAGAAUGAGCUUGGGGAAGGGCCUGCCAGCGAGCCAGUGUUGUUCAACACAGAGUCAGCGGACCCUCGGGUGAGUGAGAAUGUCUCAGGUAAAGAUGCUAUCUGGACACAGUUCCCCUUCAAAGCAGAUUCCUACUCGGAGUGUAAUGGGAAGCAGUAUGUGAAGAGGACCUGGUACCGCAAGUUUGUGGGCAUUCAGCUGUGCAACUCCCUUAGAUACAAGAUCUACAUGAGCGACUCGCUCACCGGCAGGUUCUACAACAUCGGGGACCAAACAGGUCAUGGGGAGGACCACUGCCAGUUUGUAGAUUCUUUCCUGGACGGACAAACAGGCAGCCAGCUAUUGGCCAACCAACUACCCAGCCGAUCAGGCUUCUACCGGGCUAUGCGUCAGGAACCGGUCAACUUUGGCGAGAUCGGAGGGAACUCGCACGCCACCUACGUUGGCUGGUACGAGUGCGGAACACCCAUACCUGGGAAAUGGUAAGACCCCUCCACCAGAGGGGUGGCCAGGAAGAUGCCUGACUGGAAGAAUGAUGAUCUCACCAGGGUGAGAGGAGGACUGAGGAGGUUUCAGUGGCCCUUGAGGUGGGCUUCUCCCUCUUGUUACCAUGGAGACUGCGUCAGUAUGUUACCAUGGAGAUGCAUCUGUCUGUCUGUCAGAUGGUGAUGGCCCACAUUCCAUUGUAUAAAAGUGUACAGGACCAUACCUUGUCAUGGAACUCUGAGUUCUUUUGUCAUAUCUCCUUAGGGGAUCUAUUCAAUCCGCAUACCGGAAGUUCAGCUUUACAGUGUGAUUGAAUAUUUAAAGGCAACGUUCCUGCUUUAGCAGAGACUGCUUUUACGAUAAACCCUGCUUAUGUCGGCCAAUAUCCGAAAUGACCUUUAAAUUUCCAUCACGAAAUCUGUUACUCUUCAGCUUUACAGACUGAACCGAGCCCUAAGUCUCAUCUCACUAUUUAUCAAACAGGACAUGAGGCAGUCCUCAAAGCCUGUAAAAACGGGAGAGAAGUUAAUAAAGGUGUGUCAGAGUGCUUCAAGAGGUUACAUAUGAACGCAGGAAACUGUUGGGAAGCUGGCUCCCUGAAAAUGUACUGACGUGUAUGAUGUUAUUUAUCAAGCAGUUGUUAUUCAAUGUUCCUUGUGGUUUAUAUUAGCCAGUCUGCUAAAAGGGUUCCUAUAACACAAAAGCCUCUGCAAAAAAGAAGAAAGCAUUACACACGCACACACACACUAAAUUCGUCACUCCUACACACAUACUCAAUACCCUUUCUUGAUUGGUCCUGUAGGAUUGACAGUUGCGGUUUGCACAAUAUGAAAUUAUUAUUUAUAUUUUACCACAGCAUUGUUGAAUACUUGUUUCUGAUAUGCUAGAAGGGCAUUCUAGAAUGGACAUAAAAAACAUAACUGGACGGCUAGAAAAGAUAUCAGGACGCAAUAUUCGCCUACACAUGUAGACCGUACUCGCUACAAAGUUACAGAAAGCUAAACAAUCCACCACACUAACGGAAAUUGGAUACAUUGUAAAUGCAGUUCCAACGAGGAAAAACAUAGCUAGCUAGCAUUGAUUUGUUUAUGGAGAGACAUAUAUUUUUGGAGCAUCUGAUGGUCUAACGUGGUGUGUAGGGCUGCUGAGGUGACUAUUAUCGCCACACCCGCAGUAAUGAGUCAUGACUGCAGUAAAAUCCUAGGUGACCUUUGAGUCACAGUAUUCUCCUCUUAUGCACUCUGGACAUCUGUUAGUAGUACCCAACUCAUUUCUAAUGAUCAACAGGUCACUAAUGGCCUGGUGAUCAGGACUCUGUUGUCCCUCUAACCACUCUGACAUGAAUGCAAAUGAAAUCAAAAAUCACACUUAUCAUCAGAACAGCAUGAUGCUUUUAAAUCUCACCUCACUAUGAUGAUCAAACAGGUUGAAACUGAGUAGAAAACAUGGUCGUUGUGUACAAUGGGGCAAAAAAGUAUUUAGUCAGCCACCAAUUGUGCAAGUUCUCCCAAUUAAAAA